This is a messenger RNA of Dothidotthia symphoricarpi CBS 119687, 2862 nucleotides long. RefSeq lists its product as uncharacterized. The record is from RefSeq and is a predicted model, not a curated record. The transcript has 4 exons. The coding region runs from base 51 to 2426 and encodes 791 amino acids. Lineage: Eukaryota; Fungi; Ascomycota; Dothideomycetes; Pleosporales; Dothidotthiaceae.
UCAAGCUACCCACUGCUAUGGCUUGAUCGUUCAAUGUUUUACUGACAAUAAUGUCCGGGGCCUUCGAGUUAGCAGCUGGCGCUUUCGCAGUUGUUGGAGUAGCCGACGUCGUUAUACGGACAGGCCGUGAUCUCUACAGCUUCCUCCAUGACAUCGCAGACGCGCCGGAGAAUAUCAGCAAACUCUCCGAACGUAUCAACGAAACCGCCAUCCUGGCUGGAGCUGCAAGGCAGUGCUUUCAAAAGUUGGACCACCAUGCCAAACCACUCAAUGGACCAACCGCAUCGAUUGAAUCAGCCUUGAAAGCCUUGAAACGUGAACUUGAGAGCCUUGGGAAACUACUUGCGAAACAAAAAGGCUCACACAAGACAUGGAGUAAGAUCAAAUACGCCCUGGAUGAGCGCAAAAUCGAUAAGGCUUUGGAGAGUCUGGAGCGCUCGAAGACACUCCUUGCCAACGCGUUGAUACUUGCCGGCAGAGAACUAUCUGCCCUUGAUCAUCAUGAGACUGUCAGCCACGUUCGGCAAGGGUUCCAAAAGGUCGGUCUCGACUUGGGCAAUAUUGUUCAUACCAUGACGACGACCCUUGAUAGCCACCAGCAAGCAUUAGUCUCCACACUCGACAACCACCAUAGCCAGAGACAAGCAACUCAAAACGUGCAUAACCAGGCUCUUACCUCGAGGCUUGAUGAUCAUCACCGAAAGGUUUUAGCCACACACGAUGUUCAGCACCAAGCACUUGCUUCCAAGCUCGAAGUCAAUGGCCGGCGGAUUUCAUCGAUUCGACAAUCACAAGCCAACAUUUCAUGUGGUCAGAAUUUGUUAGUUCGAACCUCGAAACAGAACGCCAAACGAACAGCUGUCGUAUCGAAACAGGUAGAUCGGGGAAAUCGAGCUUCGAUGAGGAACCACCACAAGACCCAAAGCGCCAUUACAAACCUGACUACCAAAGUUGAGAAGCUCCAUAUCUCGCUCACCAAGAACUCUGUGACAGCAACAAAGAGUGGUCGAGAGAUCCAUUUCGUUGGUGAAAGAAGUGACAAGAUCAUGGCUUAUCUCUAUACUGUCCAAGAACAACUCGAGGCAGUCUUCGACGAUCUGUUCUCGAAAGCACAACACGUACGUUGGCUGGAGCCUGAAUUGCAGAGUCUUUUAGGUUCUGCUGCUCAGGAAGAAGCGGCUCGUUACCCGCACUCAACUGCCACUCCAUUCGAUCAGUGGUCAUAUUCCGGAGAUGUUAUCAAAGCUUCGAAUAACCCAAGAAAACGGAACGCGACCAACACACCAGACUACGAUGACUCAAAUGAGCUGGGGAGCGAAAUGAAUGAACGAUCGAGGCCGCGCAAGUCGUCCAAGCGAACUCAAACAGCGUUGUCUUUCAACACGCCGUCUGGUGUUCUAAGCUUGCUUGUUCCACAACGCUCAGACAAGAACAAAAACAUGCAAGACACGGAAGAAGUCAGCAUCUCGUUCGAAAGCAAUCUCCCUCAACGGGUUUCAGUUAUUAACAUUCACUUCCUUCGGACCUUGGACCAUCGAAUGUGCCCAACAAUAUGCGCACAACUGAACGUUUUCACUGUGACAUCCGGUAGUCACAGGAUUUUUUCUGAACUCUUUUGCAGUGGAUCCAUAGAGGAUAUCGAUACUGCCCUCCGAGAAGGGAAAAUAUCUCCUUAUGUACUUGAUGAGGAAGGCGAUAAUCUCUGUCUAUAUUAUGCAGCAGUUGCCCGCCGGUUGGAAAUCCUCGAUUAUCUGGAGUGCCAGGGCAUCGGUAUCUCAAAUCUUCGCCAUGAUUACAGUCUACUCUCUGGUUUCGACCUUGAUUACACUGGAAGGAUAGACAACUUGAUUCUUGACUUCAUGAUCAAGAGGGUUUCAGAUCCUCCGACAUUUAUUUCGACCUUGGCUUUAUUAUUGAUAACGAAAUUACUAUUCUUCGCUCAAGAUUUACAACGGUCCAAUCUGAUAUGGUGUCUUAACCAGUUGCAGAAGCUUGGUCACAACUGCGCACGACACAUAAGGCUCUUUCAAAAUGGGACAUGGACUGUAGAGCUAUUUCCUGGUCUGUUGCGCCUAAUUUUGGAUGCGGGCGCAGCAAUCAAUCAUCUUGACACGUAUUCUAGUAAGACUGUGCUAGGGCAGCUUAUGUAUGUGUUUCGCGAUCGUAUCGACUCGGAGGAUCUCCAUUUACCAAAGACGCUCGAAGAAGUUCUAGCCAUCUCAAUCGAGGCAGGAGUUGACAUACAUCAUUGGGACUGUGAGGAUUGGACACCUUCAAUGCAAGCUCGAUAUUAUAACUGCUGGGAUGAGUGGUGUCGAGCGCUACUGCGAAAUGGCAAAGACAUUCAAGAAGUACUUCACCAAGAAGAGAACUCAUGGUUGUUGGAGGACGACUGGAAGCGGAUAUGGAAAGAGAAGGGCAUUUGAUAUUAUUGAGAGCGAAGACGGCUACUCGGAAGACGCUGACGAUGACGACGACGAAUAUGAGUCUGACAUCGAAGAGGUUACUAGCAAUCAAAAGACAACAUCGAACCCGACAACGCCCAUGGAAUCGAGUACCACUGUCCCAGUUCGGAGGUCGUCGAUAUGAACAACACCACGGAAGGGAAUGAUAGAGAAGAUAGUGAUUAAGAAUACGACGAAUCAUCUGGCUUUAGAAAAGAGGGAAAUUGAAAGUUGUGUGUAGGUCAAAGUUGAGGUUGUAAGGGUUCAAGAGGUUGCUUUCAUGAGGCGCAAAUGGCGAGAUGGUUUACAGGCGUUUUGAUUUUGGCUUGUAUGGUACACACGAUUUUGUCAUGAUAUGGCUGCGUAGGUCUAUUUGUCUUUUAUCGGAACUACAUAUGACCAUCAAUAAUGUUAAGAU